GGAUGAGGAUUGUCAGAGAACGGCAGAGAAAGGACCCACAUGCGCAGUGCAUGCACAGCAGACGGGAGGUAUGAUUAAGGAAGCUGAAUCUGGUGCCUGAGAAGCAGCGGUUCAGAAGGAGAGACAUCGAUGGAUCAGACGUUUCUGUUAAUGAUCCUGAUGCUUCGGUUCACAGCCUCUGGACGACUUUCCUCCUUCACUGUCGCAGUCAGAGACGACGUGACUUUGUCUUGUGAAAACGCCAGCGCUGAUCAGGACCAAUGUCAGAACACGACGUGGCUCCUCCAGGAUCCAGGAAGCAGCAGGACAGACGCUGUGGUGGAACGUGGACGGACUGAAGCGUCCACAGCCCACAGACGGAGGCUGACGGAGAAGUGCUCUCUGCUCAUAGAGAAGGUCACAGUUCAGGAUGUGGGUCGUUACACGUGCACACGAGGAGCAGGAGCCUCUGAGGUUUAUCUGUCUGUUGUUCACAUGGAUGAGUAUGAAGCUGCUGAUGAGGUCUACGUCUACUGUUACGUGUCCACACACAAACACUGUGAGCCGUCAGUGAAGUGGCUUCAUCACAGUCAAGUGUUUACGAGUCACAGAGACGUGAAGGCGUCACACACUCUCUACUACGCUGUCGUGUCUCUUCUGGAUUCUCACCGUGUUCACGCAUCAGUCAUGAACUCGUUAACGUGUGAAGUCACUGAUUGUUUCACUAACGUUCAUCGGUUUCCAUUCAGACCUCCGGCCUCAGAUGAAAAUGUAACAUUCAAAGAGACAACAAUUGAAGACACAUCAAUUCAAAACACAACAUCAGCAUCAGACACAACAUUAGAAGAUAACGGUUGGUGGAGGAUCAUCAUCGUCUCUGUGGCCUUAACGACACUCAUAGUUAUUGUUGUUGUGGUCAACGUUUGGACCAGAACCAAAGGAAAUAAAAGAGUGAGAGAUGAAAACACAGUGAGUCAAUAAAGUUCUCUGUUUUACGUUACAGAGCAAAGCAGGAGCUUUAAUAUCUGGUACCUGAGUCUCAGUAGCUUCUCUACAUUAUUGGACAUUAUACACACACAUUAUUGAGGAUUGUUGUCAACUUGUCAGUGUGAAUCUCUGCAGCGCUGUUGUUUCCACAGCUUCAUGAUGAUGAAGAUGAAGGUGCAGUGAAUUAUGAAAACGUUGGAGUCUCGUCUGCUUCAGUCUGACUCCACUGAGCAACAACUUCAUCAACUCACCACAAACAAGUCGCUGCUGUUGUUAAAAGCUUUGUGUUCAACAAUUCAACAAAUGAAUGAAUUCAGUGUGUAACAACCUUCAUGUUGUGACUGAUGAUAAAAUGUUCUGUCAAUAAAAACACAUGAACUUUA
Betta splendens (Siamese fighting fish) is the source of this 1349-nucleotide messenger RNA. RefSeq lists its product as uncharacterized. The record is from RefSeq and is a predicted model, not a curated record. The transcript is spliced from 7 exons. Lineage: Eukaryota; Metazoa; Chordata; Actinopteri; Anabantiformes; Osphronemidae. The coding region runs from base 130 to 960 and encodes 276 amino acids. Gene Ontology annotation, cellular component: external side of plasma membrane; membrane raft. Gene Ontology annotation, molecular function: MHC class II protein binding; protein tyrosine kinase binding. Gene Ontology annotation, biological process: positive regulation of ERK1 and ERK2 cascade; T cell activation; interleukin-15-mediated signaling pathway.